This is a messenger RNA of Microcebus murinus (gray mouse lemur), 1403 nucleotides long. RefSeq names its product sex hormone binding globulin (gene SHBG). Gene Ontology annotation, molecular function: steroid binding. NCBI's taxonomy places the organism in Eukaryota, Metazoa, Chordata, Mammalia, Primates, Cheirogaleidae. The record is from RefSeq and is a predicted model, not a curated record.
UUGGGGCCCGCAGGGUCAGUGCCCCAUCUCCUGCCCCCCUUUUUCCCCCGGUGCAACCUUUAACCCUCCACCGCCAUGCACAAGGCUGCCUGCCCUCACUGCCUUCUCCAAAGAGUUGUCUGAGCCACAGAGUGGACAGCCGCUGAUUAUGGAGAACAGAGGCCCACUGGCCACCUCGCGUCUGCUGCUGCUGCUGCUGCUGCCGCUGCCGCUGCUGCUGCUGCAACUGCCUCACACCCACCAGGGACGGCCCCUGAGACAUACUCUCCCCAGCCAGAGGGCCCAGGACCCUCCUGCUGUGCACCUUGGCAAUGGCCUCCCACAAGAGCCUGUGGCUGUCAUGAACUUUGACCUCACUAAGAUCACCAAAACCUCCUCCUCCUUUGAGUUUCGAACCUGGGAUCCAGAGGGAGUGAUUUUUUAUGGAGAUACCAAUCCUAAGGAUGACUGGUUCAUGCUGGGACUUCGGGACGGCAGGCCUGAGAUCCAGAUGCACAAUCAGUGGUCCCGGUUUACAGUGAGUGCAGGACCUCGGCUGGAUGACGGGACAUGGCACCAGGUGGAAUUAAAGAUGGAUGGGGACUCAGUGCUGCUGGGGGUGGAUGGGAAGGAGGUGGUGCACCUGAGACAGGUCUCUGGGCCCCUCAACACCAGAGUCCAGCCCAUCCUGAGGAUUGCUGUGGGGGCGCUGCUCUUUCCCUCCUCCAACCUGCGCUUCCCGUUGGUUCCCGCCCUGGAUGGCUGUGUUCGUCGGGGCAGCUGGCUGGGCAAACAGAUCCAGACCUCAGCCCCUGCCUCCACUAGCCUCAGAAGCUGUGAUGUGGAGUCACAACCCGGGAUAUUCUUCCCUGCGGGGACUCAUGCAGAAUUCAGUCUCCAAGACGUUCCCCAGCCUCAUGCGGAGCCCUGGGCCUUCUCUCUGGACCUGGGACUCGAGCAAGUGGCCGGCUCAGGCCACCUCCUUGCCUUUGGGACACCAGAGAACCCUUCUUGGCUUGGCCUCCACCUCCAAGACCAAAAGGUGGUGCUGUCUCCUGGGUCCGGGCCAGGGCUGGAUCUGCCCCUGGUCUUGGGACUCCCUCUUCAGCUGACGCUGAGUGUGUCCAGGGUGGUCUUGAGCCAGGGGCUGAAGACAGAAGUCCUUGCUCUGCCUCCCUUGGGCCUUGGCCCCAUCCUCAACCUCUGGGCCCAGCCUCAAGGGCGACUCUUCCUGGGGGCUUUACCAGGAGAGAACUCUUCUGCCUCCUUUUGCUUGAAUGGCCUUUGGGCACAAGGCCAGAGGCUGGACAUGGACCAGGCCCUGAACAGAAGCCAGGACAUCUGGACUCACAGCUGUCCUCGGAGCCCAGGCAAUGGCACCGACACCUCCCAUUAAAGCCCUACCUAAGAACUCCUUUGAAAGU